Molecule: messenger RNA, 1592 nt
Organism: Cladocopium goreaui
Lineage: Eukaryota; Dinophyceae; Suessiales; Symbiodiniaceae
Source: the annotation of a GenBank genome assembly
GUGGCUCAAGCCAUCAAGCCUCGAUUUGACCAUGGUUGAUCUCAUGGCAAAAUCUCUGACCCUAUGGGCCCCAAGCUGCAGCUGAACCAUGAGAGAGAGGAUCACGUUUGGAUCACUUGGAGGGUUUCUCCAGAGGAGUUGGAAGCAACCCAUCUGGCAGAACUUGGCACCCACAGUGGCACAGCUCCAGGCCUGCAUGAGAACAUCUCCUUCCACGUCACUGCGACUCUGGCGGCUGGUCGCUGGCGGCCGCGCUUGCAAGAGCCAGCAGCGUGGCUCCGAGGGACUAUGGAUAAGCAGAGGCUGACAUUGGCAUUCGAAGGCAACGGUCACACACAAGCGGAACUCGUACCUGAGCGAUGUGCUUUUCCAACUCUGGACCCGGGGGACUGCCCGGAUGCCUCCCUUCAGCUCGUGGUUCUUUGGAUUGUUCAGCCCCAAGAUAUUCGCCCAGCUGAAGCCGGUCGUUUCGUUUUUGGUCAAGCACUUGGAAAAGGACAAAGCAGUCAGGUCUUGGAAGUUAGAGAUACCAUCACCGGGCGUCGGGAUUUGGUCGCAAAACUCAGCGACAAGUAUGAACUACUGCAGGAAGCGAUGGUUUUGAAAGCACUGCAGGGGUUGGAAACUUUUCCAGAUUUCAUUGGGCUUUUCGCUGGUGACCAGCCGGAAACGCAGCGCUUUUUGGUGCUGCAGCGCUUUCAUGGAAGUUUGGAAGACCUGCGAAAAGAUGCAGAUCCCAUCGAUGUGAUACCAACCGUUGGGAUCCAAGUUCUUGCGCAGCUGCGAGCGAUGCAUCAGUUGAACUUGGCACAUGGAGAUUUGAAGACCAAGAACAUGGCGGUGGUUAGCGUCAAACCGCUAAGGAUCAGCCUCAUUGAUUUUGGCUGCUGUCGGCCCUUCCGGGUGUCCAGCUACUGGGUGUACCCACGCUCCAAAGCUGCAGUGGGCACCACUCGCUUUUGUGCCAUCCCGGCUCACCACGGCGAGCGCUCUCCCCGCUGUGAUCUGGAAUCGCUGGCCUAUGUGCUUAUAUAUUUGGCUUCGGGGCACCUACCUUGGCAAGGUCUUGUGGCGCAGAGCACUCGGGAGCAUAGCCUCCAAAUGCUCGGAAAGAAGCAGGACUUUGGGGCACUGGAGAGACACAUUCGAAGUUCCGUCCCUGCGUUGGCAGAUGCCUUGACGGAAAUGGCAUGGAUUUGUCGGAACCUCUGCAUGGAAGAGGAACCACCAUAUACCGAGCUUCAAAAUCUGCUCGAAGCCGGCUUGCCAAGUUGAUUCGAUGCACCACAUUCCACUGAUGAACGUUGCGUUGAGGACUGGAAAAUGCCCGGGAAAUCGGAGAAGCUUGGCUGUGCAGCAGCUCUUGGAAGCAGCAGAAAGAUACCAAUAGCAAUGCAGGGCCAAAUGUUUGCUGAAGAUUGCACGCAUGCUUCAGUGCUACGACAGGCAAGCCGCGGCAAGCCUAGAAUCCGUAUCUAUCCAGCAGAUGAAACGUCUUGAUGAAGCCUUGCUGGAGAGCCGACAGGAUGUCUUGAAAAUGGCAUUGGCUGCGUGUUGAGAUGGACCAAUGGAAUUGGUCGGUGCCUGGAAAA